Messenger RNA from Hypomesus transpacificus, 4361 nucleotides. RefSeq names its product SH2 domain-containing adapter protein F-like. Gene Ontology annotation, molecular function: phosphotyrosine residue binding. Bases 264 to 1625 code for a protein of 453 amino acids. NCBI's taxonomy places the organism in Eukaryota, Metazoa, Chordata, Actinopteri, Osmeriformes, Osmeridae. The transcript is spliced from 7 exons. The record is from RefSeq and is a predicted model, not a curated record.
UUGCGUGGGCUAGAGCAUGGGCUUGGCGUAGAGAGCGGUCGGGCUGUCAGAGCGACAGUAGUGUCAGAGUUAAGGGAGAUCAGAAAGUGCCUGUGGCUGCGCGCGCUGGGUUAGCGCGAGGUUCUCUGUCGGACUUGGAGCAAAAGAGGUACUCCGAAGCAAGUCGGAGUGAGCCAAGGAUCCUAACGCUCACAAAAAAAGAGUAAGACCAGGAAAGGUAGAACAAAAUAUCUCAACUGACUUGUGAGCAAUGCACUGGCAGCAUGGCCAAAUGGUUCAAGGAACACCUAGGAUUCAAAACUACCAAAGCACCACCUCCGGCGCCUCCAAAACCGGACUACAGACAUUGUCGACACGAAGCUGUGUCCGGUACUCCUGGCUACCAACAACCAAGCUCUGGGGCCACUUAUCCGAGCCCCGCUCAGCCGGACAUUCUUGCUGCUUACAAACUACAGAAGGAACUGGACUUCGAAGACCCGUACACACCAGGCGGAAAUAUUUCGUUUGGAACAGGCUUGAGCUCUGUGGGGUCUCCGGACAUAAAGUAUGUGUCACCAAAGCACCGGCUCAUAAAGGUGGAAACAAUCGAAAAAAGCAACUCUGCCCCGGGCAGCUGUGUUAUAGCAGCCCAAGCUGUUGCUGUAGGGAGCGUUAAAUCUCCUACCUCGCCUCCCUCGGAUCAUGAAAACAAGGAAAAGCCCAUUAUCCUAUGGCAGGAGGACUAUGCAGACCCCUUCGAUGCAGAGCAGGCCGGUGGUACACAGGCCAGUACGGAGAAGGUGACCGAGAACGACGGCUACAUGGAACCGUACGAGGCCCAGAAGAUGAUGGCAGAGAUCCGCGGAGGCCGGGGCCCCAAGGAAGGAUCCGCCAGGCAGCCGCCCCUGUACGACACGCCCUACGAGCCCGUGGAGAACGGCGGCGACUCGGACCCCGAGCGUCCCCGCUGCCCCAGAGAGAGCCGCCUGCCGCAGGACGACGACAGGCCCCCGGAGGAGUACGACCAGCCCUGGGAGUGGAAGAAGGAGAGGAUCUCCAAGGCCUUCGCAGCUCUGCUUUGUUAUGACUGCAUUAGCUACGAGGGCUCUGUAAGUGGCGGUGGAUCAGGUCCCCAGAGAAGAAAGGACUGCACCUCUAAACCCCUCACAGUCCAGUUCGAUGGGGUGGAGAAGUCUCGAAUGUCGCCCACCAAGGAGGGCAAAGGUCGCCCGGCCCAGCGUCACACCAGUGGCUGUCUGGUCAACACCAAGAUGAACUCUCUGGAUCCCUCUGCCCUGGGCGAGCGCGUUGACCCCGUCAUGCCUCUGGAAAGCCAGUUCUGGUACCACGGAGCGAUCAGCAGGACCGAUGCUGAGACUCUGCUCCGGCUGUGUAAGGAGGCCAGCUACCUGGUGAGGAACAGCGAGACCAGCAAGAACGAUUACUCCCUCUCCCUCAAGAGCAGCCAGGGCUUCAUGCAUAUGAAGCUGUCGCGGACUAAGGAGAACAAGUACAUCCUUGGUCAGAACAGCUGUCCCUUCGACAGCGUGCCUGAGAUCAUCCACUUCUACUCCAGCCGCAAGCUGCCCAUCAAGGGGGCCGAGCACAUGUCCCUGCUCUACCCUGUGGCCAUCCGGACACUUUAGAGAAAUCACUUCCUGGGUCACGAGUCGUCAGCCGCAGCCUGUCUGCUCUGGGCCAUCUCACGGCCCUCCAUGCUUCCACUCUCUGUCUGAUUGGUCACAAGGGAGUUGGAAGAAGUGGAAGCAGAGAAGAUUAAUAACGCAUACUUUUUCCUAACACACACACACAUACACGCACACACACACACAUACACACACACACACACACACAUACACACACACACACACACUGACAUUACGGACCUGCUCUUACUUCUGUCGUUCUUCAUCUCAUGAAAUGACUCACUGUCACAGAAUAUGUCAUAGAUAUGUUUUGUCAUUUUGUUUUUGUUUACUACAAACACCCAACAAUAUAGACUCAUUAUAGAUUGAUCCAAUCCCAUUGCUGUUGUAUCCUGCCAUGGCAUAGCUGACAGCCAAUAGCCAUCCUUUUCACACAAAGAUAUUUUGUUCUAUGAGUCUUAAAAACGGAACAAUUAUUGAUGUGUUUGUGGAACCUAAAAAUUGUAACAGUCAUAUAACUGAAGGGAUAUCAUGUGAGGUUGCGUGACAUUGUGCACACUGGUACUGUUACGAUGGCCAGAAUUCUUUAUCUGAACCCACCCCGUUGUCAACGAGAAACUGCAAUGCCGUUCGCUUUCCAAACGGAUGUCUCUGUCCAGUCACUGGCCAUAUUGUCUCAUAUCCAUCACUAUGUGGGUGUGCUAUGGCAGCGACAGGGUCAGGAAGGCAUUGUCUAGACAGCCAACUGUGUUUUGGAGACAAACCAGCCCUGAGUUCUCUGAGCCCAUUGGCCAGGACAGGAGAGCUCGGCCUCUGAAGGGCCAAAUUAGCCUUUCUGUCCCCCCCCCCGCCCCCCCCCCCCCCCCCGCUUCAAAAUGGCUUUGCAUCAGGAGAAUGAAAUAUGCCUGCAUUGUCUACCUCAGAAAAUCUAUUUCAUUCGCCCAUCUGCAGAUCAAUAGGUACAAUGGGAUUGCAGAUAUUGAUCCUAACCCUCCUCCCCCAACUCCAUCUCUGAUUCCCACCAAAUUGCAUCUUUGGUUUAAGACUAUGUUUUAAUGUAAACCGGUCAAUCAAAAGUUAUUUUUUUUUUAAACAAAAAAAGAAAACAAAAAAAGGAUUUUCCAGAUUCCAGCAUUUGUAUGUAUAUUCACUAUGAUAUUGUGUGAUGUCAGUAAACAAAUGUUUGGUUAAUGCCUUAUAAAUGCAUGGGUCAAAUCAGUCCAAUAGAUCAGCUGAGUUACUUUUGACGAUUGUUCUGUGACUGUAAUUUAUUAAGGGGAGAUUAUUGUUGCAAGUGUAUUACUCCUUACUCUGUGAAGGCCUCUCGUUGUUCUGUGCCAAUGUGACCGUCCUUGGACAGAGCUUGGAUACCCCAACCUCAUCAUUUGCUGUCGGUGCUCAAGCUCCAGUUCCAGUUCUUCUCCAUACGUCUGUCUGCCUCUGUGGCCUGACUCUGAGACACAAGUCGCAGUGUCUCCUGACCAAUGGGAUUGUUGAGCCUCACACAAAAGACUGCGUGGAGAUGUGCUGGGCCAAUCAGAACGCCCCGUUUUUCCAACCCAGCCUCUGUACGUUCAGCCAGAUCUGAGUAUAAUAUCUCCUCCUUUCUACUCGGUUCACUCAUGUAUGCGCAUGUGUGUGAAUGUGUGUGUGUGUAAUCGCUCCUCAUUGGUAAAGUCUUUAAGAUUUGAUCAAUAGCUUGAGGGGGUCGUUAACUAUAAUUUAUUCCUGAAACGGAGAGACAGAGACGGACACGCCCUUUAAUUGGAACCCGAUCUCUGUAGGUUCAGAUCGUUCUCUGAUAUCUGUGACGUAUGCUAAGCAGUCUCAUAACCGACGGUAGGAUCAUUCAGGUGGCAGACAGGGACGGUACAGAAUGGUUGGAAUCUAACGCUGAUUGGCUGAAUUUCACUGUUAUUUACAGAGAAGCAUACUUCAGAGGCCUGAGAAUGGCUUUUUUAGGUUGGUUGGUGAGUAGGUGAUCAGAGAGGAUUAAGGUGCACCAAAUGUGACCUUCUGGGAAGUUCAUGUGGCCGUCUGUGGGUGUCACGAGACUAGCCCGGACCUUCGUAACGGACCUGGAUGAUGUGGCUGGAGAGGAGCAAUGUAUGUUCUUGUCAGAGAGACAUUUUUGGUAAAGCAAAAUAUAUCUGUACAAAAGAAGCCCCUGUUCUAGAGAUAACAAUCCACUGUGGAAAGAUGAGGAGGCUCCUGAUUCAGUUAUUGCUGCUGACAGAAAGAUGUUACUUUAGAAAAGACCCUGAGUACAACAGCCGCCCUGCCUAGAGUAUUUCCCCCUGGAUUAAAGGAAGCAAGAGAGACAGAGGCAGAAUGAAGGGGCACUCUAGAGAACAGACGAGGGGUUUUGUCUCAAUCAGCAGACUCACUCUUCGCAUUGUUUUGUCUCUAUGGAAACCUGGAAAAGCCCUUUUCUCUCACAGAGAAGUGUCUUAGGUGUGUGUGUGUGGGUGUGGGUGAGUGAGUGGGUUUGGUUUGUGUGGGUGGGUGUGUGUAUGUGAACUGCCAUCAGCCACUGAUUUGCUCUGGGUCUCUCUGGCCACAAUCUGCCAGAGCAUUGGUUUGAAUGACUGCUUUUGUGUACAUUUUCCUCUCAUGUAUGUCUGCACUACUAUAACAUAUCUGUCCCUUAUCGCCAAAUGUAUAUACUGAAUGUAUUGUACGGGGACAUAGAGGCAUCAUGUUUCAAACUAAAUAAAGUACAGUUUAUGAGUCCAA